CACCCAACACAUUCUCUCUCUCUCUCUCUCUCUCUCUCUCUCAAACAGUCUCAAAGCCAAAAGAGCACUACCCUCAUUGGCUUUUUCUGCCUUUUUGCUUCUGUGCUUGCCAUACAAUUGUCUCUGUCUUUUGUUUCUGCUCCCUCUUCUCAGAACUGCAAAUGGGUGAGGAAUCAUACUUUGAAUUUCUUGCUAUUAUUUGAUUCCUUCACUUUUCUUCCCAUCUUUUAGACUCCUCCUCGUCGUCCUUCUUCUGGGUACCCUUCCAAACACCACCUUAUGUAAUUCUUGCAAUGAUUUGACUUGAUUUCCUAUUCCCAAUUAUAUUUUUUCCCUUUGUGGGUUCUCUUCAAAACCCACUUAAUUGGUCUCAUCCUAACUUCAAUUUGUUUCGCCUUUAAUCAAUUUGGUUUGGAUUUUUCAUGGAAAUUGAUCUGAACCAUGCGGUGGUGAGUGAGGUGGAGAAGAAGAAUGCAUGUGGCAAUGGGGGUUGUGACAAGGAUUGUGGCUGUUUCUCUUCUUCAACUUCCUCAUGCUCGUCAAAUUCAUCCUCAUCACCUGCUUAUUCUUCAAUUUCCAUGGAGCUUUGGCAUGCCUGUGCUGGCCCACUUACCUCCUUGCCCAAGAAAGGGAAUGUGGUUGUCUACUUCCCGCAAGGUCACUUGGAACAAUCUGUCUCUUCCUCACCUUUUCCACCCAUGGAAGUCACUGAUUUUGAUCUCCAACCCCAAAUCUUCUGCAGGGUUAUGGAUGUUCAACUACUUGCUAAUAAGGAAAAUGAUGAGGUCUAUACUCAGCUGACUCUACUCCCUCUACCAGAGUUGGAAGUAAUAAAUUUAGAGGGCAAAGGCCAUGGAGAGUUGGGGUUGGAUGAGGAAGGGGUUGUGACACCCACAAAAACUCCUCACAUGUUUUGCAAGACACUUACAGCCUCUGAUACAAGCAGCCAUGGUGGAUUCUCUGUUCCUCGUCGGGCUGCCGAAGACUGUUUCCCACCUCUGGACUAUAAACAACAAAGACCCUCUCAGGAGCUUGUUGCGAGGGACCUGCAUGGAGUGGAAUGGAGGUUUCGACACAUUUAUAGAGGUCAGCCACGGCGACAUUUGCUCACUACAGGAUGGAGUACGUUUGUAAGCCAAAAGAAUAUUGUCUCCGGUGAUGCAGUUCUUUUCUUGAGGGGUGAAGGUGGAGAGCUGAGGUUGGGCAUUAGAAGAGCUAUAAGACCUAGAAAUGGUCUCCCUGAUUCAGUUCUUGUUAACCAGAAUUAUCAAAAUGUUCUUUCUCCGGUGGCUAAUGCUAUAUCUACCAACGGCUCGUUUCAUGUUUUCUACAGCCCAAGGGCCAGCCAUGCAGACUAUGUUGUACCUUAUCAAAAAUAUGUUAAAAGCAUCACCAAUCAGAUAUUUAUUGGGACAAGAUUCAAAAUGAAAUUCGAUGUUGAUGAUUCUCCAGAAAGACGCGGUGUGGUGACUGGAAUACGUGAUUUAGAUCCCUACAGAUGGCGUAACUCAAAAUGGAGAUGCUUGAUGGUCAGAUGGGAUGAAUCUAUUGUUAGUGAUCGUCAAGAGCGAGUUUCUCCGUGGGAGAUUGAUCCUUCUGUUUCUCUCCCACCAUUGAGCAUCCAGUCCUCCCCAAGGCUGAAGAAACUGCGGAUGGGUCUGCAGCCAACCCCACCUGAUAACCCUAUUGCUGGAGGGGGUAAAUUUUUGGACUUUGAGGAGUCUGUAAGAUCCUCCAAGGUCUUGCAAGGUCAAGAAAAUGCUGGUUUAUUAUCACCUCUCUAUGGAUGUGAUAAGUCAAACUGCCCAUUGGAUUUUGAGAUGCAAUCCAUUGUACAUCAAAGUCUUGCAUCAAAUGGAACAGAAAAAGCAAAUUUUAGAGAGUUUAUGAUGAGUCAGCCACCCACCACUUACACAGGCUUCAUGGAAUCCAGUCGAUUUCCGAAGGUCUUGCAAGGUCAAGAAAUAUGCUCGUUGAGGUCUCUGACAGGAAAAACUGAUCGCAACUUUUUUAACAUACAUCAAAGACCCAAACCUAAUUUCUACCCACUAGCUUCGGAAGGUGUUAGAAGUAUGUACUUUCCUUACAGUGAGAUUUACAAAGCUGGACAUGAUCCUGUAAUGCUUUCUCAUAUGACAAACUUCCCAAGUGACAACGUUCCAUUUAACGGAUCUUCCAUUCAAAGUGGGCAUCCGAGGGAUGAAGUUAGAAAGCCAAAUCUACCAAACGAGCCACUGCAGGGAAUGCUAGCUGCUCCUCCCUCUUCAGAGGCAAAUUUUAAGACUCCGAAAGACGAUACUUCAAAUGGCUCUAUGGAUGGCUGUAAAUUAUUUGGUUUUUCUUUGAUUGGAGAAACUCCUAAUAAGCGGAGUUGUACGAAGGUCCACAAACAAGGAAGCUUGGUGGGAAGAGCGAUUGAUCUUUCGAGACUAAAUGGUUAUAAUGACUUGCUGAUUGAGCUAGAGAGACUCUUUACCAUGGAAGGCCUUUUACGAGAUCCUGAUCAAGGAUGGCGAAUCUUGUACACUGACAGUGAGAAUGACAUGAUGGUUGUUGGGGAUGACCCAUGGCAUGAGUUUUGCAACGUCGUAUCCAAGAUCCAUAUCUAUACCCGGGAAGAAGUGGAGAAAAUGACAAUUGGAGUGAUCAGUGAUGACACUCACAGUUGUUUGGAUGUGUCGAAAUCACCAUCCGUGGGCCAGCCGGAUUCUCCCCCAAACAUCAAUUAGGAUGCCAGGAUCAGAAGAGAUUAUUUAGUAGGUCCGAUCUAUCAGGUGACAUUGUACCUCUCCAAGAAGAAGAGACAAGUGCACACCACGUGUUCUAUAGGCCAGACCAGGUAAUUCCCCGUGUUAAGUAUUGUGUUUGUUGUGUACCACAUCAAACUUGGAUCAUCAAUGAUGUGUUUAAAUAUUACUGGCAACUCGUACUAUAAAUUUAGCAUUUAGUCAUGUAUGUAUUUUAACAUGCGAGUAUUUAUGUAAGAUUUGAUACUUUGAGGUUUUAUAAUCAUGGGAAAAACAGAUGUGCUAUUUAUACUGUACCCCAAAAAUUAUAUAUAUGUUGAAAAGUGCAUGAAAUUGAAUUGUAUGGUGUA
Molecule: messenger RNA, 3097 nt
Organism: Camellia sinensis
Lineage: Eukaryota; Viridiplantae; Streptophyta; Magnoliopsida; Ericales; Theaceae
Product: auxin response factor 4
Biological process (GO): response to hormone; regulation of DNA-templated transcription
Cellular component (GO): nucleus
Molecular function (GO): DNA binding
Source: RefSeq, a predicted model, not a curated record